UACUCAAUUUGAUUCAGUUUUGGGGGAUUCGUGGGGGAUAUCACUGGACCUGCGAUGGACUCCAGCGCUGGGGAAUAUGGCAUGGCUCGUCUUGGAUUGUUUUUGGUUUUGAUGGGGCUGUGGAGAUUUAGCGAUGCUUGCCCCGCAUCCUGCACUUGCAGCAUCUCAAGGAUUGUUUGUAUUGAUUCUGUACCGGGGAUCAAGGAUUUCCCUCUCCUCACGUUAGAUGACAUGGAAAACAUCACGGAGAUAUACAUUACCAAUCAAGACAGACUGUUUGACAUCAACGACAACAGUCUGAGACACUACAUAAACCUCAGAAACCUAACAGUGAUGAGAACGAGAUUGACGUCUAUAUCAUCAGAUGCUUUUUUCAACAACACAAAACUCCAAUAUGUAAAUCUCAGAGACAAUAACCUAUCAACGCUGUCUUGGAGAACAUUUCAGAACUUUAACACAACUUUCCCGCUCCUGCUGUCCGGUAACCCUCUGGAUUGUGUUUGUGAGAACUUGUGGAUCAAACUGAGGUUGCUAGAAGAACCUGACAGUCAAGAGCUGAACUGCAUAGACGAGAGAGGAGUACCACAGGCCUUCACCACGCUCACUCCACCAGACUGCGUGGUUCCUAAAGUGGAGGUCAGCCCGUACACUGUGACGGAGAUGCAGGGGAGUAACGCCAAAGCUGUGUGCAAAGCCUCUGGCUCGCCUCCUCCUGAGAUCAUGUGGAACCUUGAUUGGCUCUCUACCCACCACGAGAUUGAUCCCUCUGAAACCGAGAGCAGCCUCACCUUGUCAGACCUGUCUCCUGAUGAUAAUGGCAAGGUGAUCAUAUGCAGCGCCGAGAACAUGGUCGGUCAGACUGAGGCCACCCUGCAGCUCAAUAUUCUCUUUGCCCCCACCAUCCAGCAGCUGCUGGGGCCGGAGCGGGACCACCACUGGUGCAUCCCCUUCAGCGUCACGGGGAAUCCCAAACCCGAGCUGCAGUGGUACCACGAGAAUAAAGCGCUCGAGGAGCAGGACUACAUCCGCACCAUGAUCCACGAGUCCACAGAGAGCGAGUACCACGGCUGCCUUCAGCUGGUCAACCCCACGCACAUCCACAACGGCGUGUACAGGCUGGUGGCGAAGAAUAAGUACGGCCGGGAUGAGAAGAAGGUGUCCGCCCAGUUCAUCAACCCGCCUGACAUCGACCAUACAGCAGAAGACCCCUUCUACUACUACACCACCGACUCUCCCCUCCCUCCACUGGACGACAGUGUUGCCGUGUAUGUCGUUGUGGGGAUCGCAGGAGUUGCUUUGACUGGCUGCGUUUUGAUGGUGAUUAUUCUCAAAUAUGGAAGAAACUCCAAGUUUGGUAUUAAAGGCUCCUCCUCAGUCAUCAGUAAUGACGAUGACUCUGCCAGCCCUCUUCAUCACGUCUCCAAUGGCAACAACACCCCGUCGUCCUCGGAGAUGGGUCCAGACGCAGUGAUCAUUGGGAUGACAAAGAUUCCUGUCAUUGAGAACCCACAGUACUUCCGCAACUCGGGCAGCAUGCUGAAAUCUGACACGUUUGUCCAGCACAUCAAGAGACACAACAUUGUGCUGAAGCGGGAGCUGGGAGAGGGAGCCUUUGGGAAGGUGUUCCUCGCCGAGUGCUACAACCUAACACCAGACCAGGAGAAGCUCCACGUGGCGGUCAAGACUCUGAAAGAGGCCAACGAGAACGGCCGGGCGGACUUCUACAGAGAGGCCGAGCUCCUCACCAACCUGCAACAUGAACACAUCGUCACUUUCUACGGGGUGUGUGUGGAGAGCGACCCACUCAUCAUGGUGUUUGAAUACAUGAAACAUGGAGACCUAAACAAGUUCCUCAGGUCCCAUGGUCCUGAUGCAGUGCUAAUGGCAGACGGUCAACACAGUAUCCUGGUGGAGCUCACCCAGUCCCAGAUGCUGCAUAUUGCCCAACAGAUUGCUGCUGGCAUGGUCUACCUGGCCUCCCAACACUUUGUCCACAGAGACUUGGCGACCAGGAACUGCCUGGUAGGAGAAAACCUGCUGGUCAAGAUCGGAGACUUUGGCAUGUCCAGAGACGUUUACAGCACAGACUACUACAGAGUGGGCGGUCAUACGAUGCUGCCAAUCCGCUGGAUGCCCCCAGAGAGCAUCAUGUACCGGCGGUUCACCACAGAGAGUGAUGUGUGGAGCCUCGGCGUGGUGCUAUGGGAGAUCUUCACCUACGGCAAGCAGCCCUGGUACCAGCUCUCCAACAAUGAGGUGAUCGAGUGCAUCACCCAGGGCCGUGUGCUGCAGCGGCCCCGCACCUGUCCUAAAGAGGUGUACGACCUGAUGCUGGGCUGCUGGCAGAGGGAGCCCUACAUGAGGCUGAACAUCAAAGAGAUCCACAGCAUGCUCCAGAGCCUCGCCAAGGCCUCGCCCGUGUACCUGGACAUACUGGGCUGAUGAUGCACCCGUGUUCUUGUAUGUACUCUUGCGUGCAUGUGUGUGAGCUGGAAGGCUUCGUACGUGGAGGGGCGGCUGUGUGUUUGUUUGCACAAGAUGUGACGGAGAGGAGAGCCGGAAAAAAAGGCUGUGCGACUGUGUGAGUGUGCCUGUGUACAGUACCUGGCUGUAAAUGUUCCUGUAAAUGCUAUCGUCCGUGUCCUCAUCAUCACAUCGAGAAAAGCCUUAAAUUUUUCUUUUCUUAUCCAUUUGUUACCGAGGCAUGUUUCACAAAUGGAAACCAAAAUGCAUACAGGAUAAUGUAACUUUAUGUGAAAGGCAUACAAAUAAAAGAAACCCGAUAAUCAGAAACAUUGAUUACUGGAUUUCUCCAUCUCAGUUCAUCAUAUUAAAUAAUCUAUUUGCUGGGAAUGAAAGGGAAAAAAACGUGUCUCUUUAAUGGACUCUGUGUGGACAUAACUUUGUAGAUAGAGCUUCUCUCAACACACAGAGCGACAUAUUCUGCAGGAAGAUAGAAAAAAUACUCAUCAAGUAACAGCUGAAGCUUUUUUAUUUUAUAUGUCACAGACUAUUUUAAUAUUUGUAGAAUUUAUAAAUGUUGACUCUGUUUUCUGUUGAUUUCAAUGUGUGGGGCUUUUCAGUCAUUUACAGAGGCUUUUAUUUCUUUGAAUUUUAAACAUAUGUGUGUAUUAUGGCACAUGAAUGUUUAAAAACAGUGUGAGACCCAUGUAGAUUCACAUACAUGCCUGUGUCUGUUAUGCACUGAACAAAAAUUUACACUUUUGUUUUUGCUUCCUUUUGUCACAGGUUUAAGUUAAAGAUAUGGGACUUUUUUACAGACCCAAGAGAUUAGUUCUCUCAAAUUUUGGUUGCAAGUAUGUUAAAAUCCAUGUCAGUGAGCACUUUUCUAAGACAAUCCUUCCACAUGGCAGCUAAUUAACAGCAUUAUUACUACACAGAUGUGCCUUGGGAUGGUCACAAUAAAAGGCCACGCUUGAAUGUGCAGCUUUAGCACUCGAUACAAUGCCACAGAUGGCGAAUCCAAUGCUCCCUGGAUUUGGCAGUACAUCCAACCGGCCACACAACCACAACAAGUUGGUUGCGAUGGCAAACUGUUGAGGGUGACAAGCAUGCAAAUGAGCUUUCCUGAGACGCUCUCUGACAUUUUUUUAAAUGUUUGCGGUUGUGCAGGCCAAUUAUUGCAAUAACUUGCAGGUAAAGACGUUGGAUGUGGAGGUCCUGUGCUGGUGUGAUUAUAUGUGGUCUGGAGUUGUAAGGCCGGUUGGAUGUACUACCAAAUACAUGGAAACAGCUUAUGAUAGUUGCACACUCCCUCAAAACUUGUGACAUUGUGAUACGUGAUAAAACUGCACGUUUUAAAGCAGCCUUUUAUUGCGACCAUCCCAAGGCACACCCAUGUAGUAAUGAGGCUGUUAACCCUUUGGAACCUGGAGUGACAUUACUUUUCUAGCGCUGUUUUUAGACACCAAUCACAAGUAUUUCAACCUUUGAACCCUGAGCAAACUGGCUUGAUUUUGUUCCAGAACAUAGGAUUUAGUAAAAUAUUGAAAUUGGUAAG
This is a messenger RNA of Plectropomus leopardus (leopard coralgrouper), 4021 nucleotides long. The record is from RefSeq and is a predicted model, not a curated record. NCBI's taxonomy places the organism in Eukaryota, Metazoa, Chordata, Actinopteri, Perciformes, Serranidae.